Molecule: messenger RNA, 5475 nt
Organism: Anoplopoma fimbria (sablefish)
Lineage: Eukaryota; Metazoa; Chordata; Actinopteri; Perciformes; Anoplopomatidae
Exons: 8
Coding region: 567-4034 (1155 amino acids)
Cellular component (GO): nucleus
Source: RefSeq, a predicted model, not a curated record
UACACCUGUGGGUCACUAACAUUCACGCUGUGUGCGGUGUUCCUGCCCAGGAGGCGUCGUCCUGCGCACACCUGUGCAGCGCGAACGCUUAAGAUUGUCCAACCGCGCCACCCGUACUCCACACCCGGAAGUACGGGUGUUUGCGGAACAACAGGAAGUGAAAGGCUCAUUCUGUAACGUUACAGUGCAGCUACGGGACUUGUUUUUAUUGGGUUUUUUUGUUUACUACCAACCCCCACCGUGCACUAAACAUACAUGACGUUAAUGUUAACGGUGGUUGUUGUUACAUGUUUCAUGUACUUGCUUAUCGUGAAGGCCUCUGAAUCACACUAGUGCAGCAAGCUAGCUGAGCUACUGUGGACACGACGCUGCAGGUUGUUUAACGUGUGUUUUGUGUGGUGGAGGUCAACACACGGUACAUGUGGACCGACCAGCAUGUGUGACCGACUCUCUCACCGCUAACGAGCCUGGACACCGAGCCACGGAGACGUAGCUCUGCGGGAAACAGCAGCAGUCGGACGUCGCCUCCUCUUCAGUUUCACUGUUCUCACACACUGUUUGGCACAAUGGCCGAGGCGAUAGUCACGUUUCAGUCCCAACUCUCUGGUGUCAUGGAAACAGUCUUCAAAGCCGCCAUGUAUGAGAUCACCAGGCUGGUGGAGGACAGCUUCCUGGAGGAGGUGACGCGGUGCAGGGAGCAGGUGGAGACCCUGAAGAGGAGACUGAAGUGGUCGGAGAGUCGCCGCAAAGACAGAGAUGGAGACAGGAGGGCCAGGUGUCUGGACUGCGGGAGAGUCGGGCUGUCCGGAGAGGACAACCCCAGCGGGACAGAAAAAAUUCUAAAACAGGAGAGUUUGUUGCAAGAAGAGAUAAAUAGCUCCCAAAGCACUGAAGGAGAGACACCUAGACAUGAAGCGGAAGAAACCAGACCAGAGGCCCACACUGCCAUGACAGCACCACAGUCUCCAGGUGUACAGGGUGAAAAGCUGAAUAAGCUACUCAAGGAGGAAGCCCUUCGGAUCACACCAGAAACUAAUGAGUCCCAAGAGAGAUGGGGAGUCAAUUUGGAUGAGGAAUCAGGUCUGCCGGGUCCCAGUAAACAUUUCAGUGACCAGAAGAUCCCAAAAAAUCAUUUGAACUGGGAAGCUGGCUAUGACCAGAUGCCAGAAUCAGGCCAAGAUGGACACUCGGGUGACCCAGCUGAGCCACUUUUCCAGAGCAGGUAUGGUAUGGAAGAAUUAAGUGGCUUUGGCAAGACUGGAUAUGGAGACUCCAAUAUGAUAGACAUGGGUAACUUGGAAGGGUUACAAGGAUCACCAUCCCAACUGGAUGAGGAUCUGAGCUACAUGGGGCACUAUGAGGGUGAUCUGGAAGCACCAGAAGGAGCCGAGCAUCAAGUUUACCAAACAGGCGCUGCAAGGAAUAGAGGGGGUGCAGUGGGUUCAACUGCAGGCUCUCCCACAAGGACUAACAUUGAUGUGAGUGGAGAGCUAAGCUGUUUAUUGAUCAAUGAAGAAGGAUAUCUACAGGACCCGAGUAUCUUGUACCCUGAACAUGUGUCUAGUGAGCCAGGCGGCAGGUUGAACUUCAGGGGCCAGGGCAUUCGCAAUGACCCAUCUUUGGACAGCACAGAGGUUAUGUAUAGAGCGUCAGACGCAUACAAUGAUACCUUAAGCUUGGGAGAGAGGCUGCAGCAUCAGGCAGGAGGGAGAGGAGGGAGGAGACACACCUGUAACCAGUGUUCCCUGUCUUUCCCUGAUUCAGCCUCACUAAAGGCUCACAGGCAGACACAUAAAGGCACCGGACAAGUGCCACCGUACUCCUGCACCCAGUGCGGAAAGACCUUCACUCAAGCUUGUAACCUCAAAGUCCACCAGAGGAUCCAUUCGGGGCAGGGACUCCACCUCUGCAGCCAAUGUGGUAAAGGUUUCCCUUCCUUCUCUGACCUAAAGACACACAAGUGUGGCCAAACGGGUGACAAACCUUACUGCUGCACUGUAUGCGGGAACAAGUUCAGCCGUCUCUGGAAUCUGAAGUUGCACCGGAGAAUUCACACACAGGAAAAACCCCAUCGGUGCACCAUGUGCGAUAAGAGUUUCACACGGGCAGACAUAUUGAAGGUUCACCAGCGUACCCACACGGGAGAAAGACCAUACUGCUGCACUGUCUGUGGCCUCAGCUUCAAACGCCUGGAUCAUCUGAAAUCUCAUCAACGCAAACACAUGGAGUCUAUUUCUCACACUCAGUCCGUCAUGUCGGACCUGGACACCCUGAUUGUAACUUUCCAAACGCAGCUGUCAGAUGUGAUGGAGACCGUGGUGAAGACGGCCAUGUACGAGGUCACCAGGCUGGUGGAGGACGGCCUCCUGGAGGAGCUGCAGCGCAGGGACCAGGAGGUGGAGUCCCUGAGGAAGCAGCUGCGAUGGGCUGAGACCAAACUCAGUGAGCAGGAGGGGAGCACAACUGGGAGGACAACUGGGAGCACAACUGGGAGCACAACUGGGAGCACAACUGGGAGGUGUAACAACUGUUCAAAUAAUGAUGUGCAACUGUCCAGUGAGGCUGAAGAAGAAAGGCCCACAGAACAGAGCGAUGACAGUUUUGGGUGCUUCGGUUUGAAAGAAGAAGAUGCCUCUUUGGAAAUGUGGUCAAAAAGCUGCACACAGGAAGUCACAGCAGAGUCAACACAGGCAGAAGACAAUCCUACAUCCACUCUCAGUCCUGAGAGGAAGUCACUGGUGACAGAAGAGGAUGAUGUGUUGCCAGCGGUGGAUGUGAAGGAUGAAAAUGCGAAUAAGCCAUCUUGUUCUUCUGUGCAUUGGAGUGGACCUCUUGAUGGUGAAGUGGAACCUGAAUCCCACAGAGCUGCUGAGAAGACAGAGGCACAACCAAAACAGACUCAAGAGAACAGUGAGAUACUAUUGAGGGAUGUUAUUAAGCAAGACCCACAAAUCUCUUCUGAAUACAUCUUUCCUGAAAACCAGGAGGAAACGCACAUGGCAACAGAUCCAUCUUUAGGUGUGGACAGUGGUUGGGCUGGCAUGACUGUUUCAGCAGCUGGUUUACUGCCGAAUCACAGACUUGCAACAGAACAGGACUGUGAUCCAGUCAAUACUAGAGGUCCUCUAAAACAAACAGAACAUAAGCUGUCCAACUGUGUCACAGCACAUGUUGAUGUUCUGGUUACCCCAAAUAGAGAUCAGAUUUCAACCUCAGCGUCCCCUGAGUCAAGACUGCAAAACAGUGAUGCGUUAGGUGUGACUAUCAAGCAGGAGGUAAUUGUCGAUUCCGAUGGGUGUGUGCAAAGCGAGCUUAACAAAAAGAAAAUUACAAAGUCUUUCUCAUGCUCAGUAAAACAGCACAGAGGGAGUUUAGAAGCACUUAAGCAGAGCCGCAUUUCCCACAAAACCACUGUGCAGGAGGUUAUGAAGCUACAUUCCAAAGUGGGUACAGGUCUCAGAUUGCAAGCUGCUCUACAGCACCUCCACAGACCGAUGAAGAAGGCCCCUCACACACACUCCAACAGUUCUAACGCAGCACUGUCUAUAGCUCCCUCUCAUGUCGCAAACUUAAAUCCCCUCAACAGAACUCCCUCCACAUCUAAAGCGUCUCCUCCUCCCCCACUCUCCGUCCAGCGAGUUCACCUGGGCGACAAACAGGCCGCAGCACAUAAUCGAACUGGUGUUCCAUGGGUCAGCAUCAAAACACACCACGCUGCAAACUCCCUUUGCAUCAACCCUUUACCCCAUCCGGACUCUCACCCUCACGCUGGCCCCAGGCACCUCCUGCGCUGCGGCCAGUGUGGGAAGUGCUUUCCCCAUCCCAGCAACCUGAAGGCCCACUUGCAGACUCACACAGGUGAGCGGCCUUUCUGCUGCUCCCUCUGUGGUCGCAGCUUCACCAAGCUGAGCAACCUCAAGGCCCACCGACGGGUCCACACAGGAGAGAGACCGUACUGCUGCUUGGCCUGUGGCAAACGCUUCACCCAGAAAUGUAACCUGAAGCGCCACCAGAGGAUCCACCUGGAUUUAUGAUGAUGGGCAGGCCAGUGAUAAAAGGACAAGUAUGGUGUGUUUCUUUUAGAUUAGAUGCUACAGUGUUUCUGUUGCAAUGUUUAAGAUCGCAAAAUUGCUUCUUGUGUACUUGUCUCUGUGUCUGAACCAAGUCAUCCUGCGCAUUCCAGAGAGGUUCAUCUACUAACUUGUUGUAAUGUUAUUAAAGGACGAAUCGCAGUGUGUUGUGAGUCAUGCAGGGAUAGGUCAAUUUUUAAUUGGUCAAUAAAUAUUUAUUCUGUGAAUUCAAGUUUAAAAAAUUCUUCCACUUAAUUGCGCUAUGAUUUUGAGCACAAGAACACUUACUGUAUAACUGACCAUGGAUCAGGGCCCAUAUUUAUUAACCGCCGCCUUCACUCAAGCUCACAAACUUAAAUUAAAGUUAUUUAUUGAAUAACUUCUGUCUUGAAAAUACUUUUAUGAAAUGUAAUAGAGCUGUAGAGGUCUCUAAACUUGGUUUGGAGUAGAUCCUAGAUGGCAGCAAUACAGAAACAGGUGAGCACACCUGUUCAAAGACAUAUUCACAUUGGCCCUGACGUGAUGGAUAAUGCAUUAGUGGAACCGCAAAAGUUCAGAAAUGUCUAGCUUUAGCCUAGAGUUGCAUUUAACAGGGUGUUACACCACUUUUGUUUGUUUUUAUUUGUUUUUAUUUUUGUCUCCAUUAUUUAUCCCUAUCCAUAAGAUUGUUGCUAAUUUCACAUGUUAAGUGCUUUUGCAGAUAUUAUGGAUGAAAUAAAAGAUUACAGAUUUUUUUUUAAAGCAUAAAAAAUUGGGGAAAUGUUUGUUUUUCCUUGUCACUGAAAGGCUAUUCUGAUUCAUAUAUAUUUGAAUGCUUUUACAAUCCAAACAGAUAUGGAAAAAAAAACAUGAUUGGGUCAAGAGUUAAAAAUGUUUUGCCUCCAAUUGAAAGAUAUUUCCUUAAAAAUGUGCUUCUGUUAGAAUUACUGUAAACUGACAGCACUGAGAUGAAGCUAAGGCUGAUUUUAUAUUCUGACUGAUUUCAAAUAAUUGUUUCCAGAAUACAGCUCUGUUCAGUUUUUUUCUUUAAAGCUCCUCUAAAAAGACCUAACUCACUAUAUUAUUUUACAACAAUAUUGUAGUUCCUUAAUUGACCACUUGGUGUCAGCCUUUCACCUAACUUGGUGCAAAUAUCAGAACAAUACCAUGUAUUGUCAGAUUAAAUUAGCGCUUUUGUCUUGCUGCUAAUGUAUUAUUUGGAAUAGACAAUAGAAAGAAAAUCAUUCCAUUAGAGCAACAUUUCACGGUUUCACUGUUUUAAUCUAUCUGUGUCCAAGCUUGUGUGUGUGCAUUACAUAUCUCAUGUUCAGGAUUAAGCUUGAUGUGUUGUAUCUGUAGUUGCACUGUGCAGGUGGUACAACAGAUAACAUGUUUAAGGUGAGGAAAAAGCUUGCAGAGGCUAAAC